AUGCAUUGUGCCCUCAUUUCUAAGAAGAAAUGCCAAGGGAAGGCAAAGAUAAAACUAGAGAGGCUGGUUAUGACAAAUUCAACACUGAAGGGGCUGGGAAAAUCCCGUGGCAGCUUCAAAUUUCAGGCAAGCAAGCUCUCCAGGGUGUCUUUCACUAGUGCCUUCCUCCUGAAGCCAGGCAGUUUCACCGGUCCUCCAGCAAUUGACUUGAAUCGGUAA
This is a messenger RNA of Ilex paraguariensis (yerba mate), 219 nucleotides long. The record is from the annotation of a GenBank genome assembly. Lineage: Eukaryota; Viridiplantae; Streptophyta; Magnoliopsida; Aquifoliales; Aquifoliaceae.